UUAGGAAUCUUUUCCUUGAGGUGAACGGACAUGAAGUUCUCUGUGGUGUGCGUUUUGGCUGUAGCCUACUUUGCUGCACCAGGUUACUCCGAACCCUUCAUCAUGGAACUUCCAGGCUACGCAAAAACGGUUAUGGGUGCUUAUGGAAACCUUAGCACGUCCUGGUACGAUCCCCAACGUCCGUUUUACUCUUUCCGCUAUUUCCACUACGCGGCAAAACCCACUUAUGAGAAUCGAUUCCUGCCUCCAAUCCCUUCAAACUACCCUUACCCUGAUGAUGAGAUUUACAAUUCAAUCGAUUUGCCACCCGGUUGUGCGCAAGGUGAACGAAAUCUACUGGAAGAUUGCCUUAUUUUAAGCGUUUACACUCCAUACUUUCCAGGUAACGCCUCUGAUCCUUCAACAAAAUUUGACACUUUAUUGCCCGUCAUGGUUUGGAUUCACGGUGGUGCUUUCAUAUUUGGUCAAAGUAUUCUGUAUGAGCCAAACACUUUUAUGGCGCAUGACAUCGUGAUGGUUGUAAUACAAUAUCGCCUGGGUCCUCUUGGAUUCCUUUCACUAGACACGGAAGAAAUUCCAGGAAAUGCCGGCAUGGCUGAUCAGGUCGAAGCGUUGCGUUGGGUCCAGAAAUUCAUCAAAUAUUUUGGUGGAGACAAAGACAAAGUCACUAUCGUUGGAGAAAGUGCCGGUGCAGCCAGUGUGGGUUUCCUACUUCUUGCUCCCCAAUCAAAAGAAGAAGGUUAG
This is a messenger RNA of Daphnia pulicaria, 744 nucleotides long. Its product is annotated as acetylcholinesterase-1-like. The transcript is spliced from 6 exons. The coding region runs from base 31 to 744 and encodes 237 amino acids. The record is from RefSeq and is a predicted model, not a curated record. NCBI's taxonomy places the organism in Eukaryota, Metazoa, Arthropoda, Branchiopoda, Diplostraca, Daphniidae.